This is a messenger RNA of Physcomitrium patens, 1609 nucleotides long. RefSeq names its product RNA pseudouridine synthase 1. Gene Ontology annotation, biological process: enzyme-directed rRNA pseudouridine synthesis. Gene Ontology annotation, molecular function: pseudouridine synthase activity; RNA binding. Lineage: Eukaryota; Viridiplantae; Streptophyta; Bryopsida; Funariales; Funariaceae. The record is from RefSeq and is a predicted model, not a curated record.
GCGUAGCUUUGCUUAGCUUGGUGUGCAGCCAGAAAUUUGCGAAGGGGAUUUCCUCAACGCCCUAACGUCAAUCUCAUCUUCUUCGAUGCUCUUGCAGUUUGCGGAGGUUUCCUUUGCGAGCCUUUUGGUGGACCAACACUCUUAAUAUCCUCAUUUGCAUGAAGUUUUUCACGACGCACUCAAAGACGCGGAGGCAUUACCGAAAGGUCCUCGGAGGAAUCGAUUUACGUUGAUAGAUUUUGGAGAGUCUUCGCUCAUGUAUCAUGCGUCAUGUCCGGCACGAGCAGUCACCUUCCUACCAUGGCACUCGAAGGUGCAAACUCGAGUUGGUAUCAGAUCGCUGGAAUUCGUCUUCUCCCCAUUACCAGCCAGGAUGAGAUCUUCUGUGGUUGCCCAUUCGAUGGUGAUAAAAGAAAGCUGUGGAGAGGUCGAUAGCGUACUGAAAUUGGAUUACCCAGUACCGCUGUCACCAGUUCCAAGUCAAUUGUCGAACGAGGUGGAGCUGCAGAGAGCUCUUGUGGCAGAGGCUGCAAUGAAAUCCAGACCAGCAAUCGGGAGGGAAAGUGUGCUGUUCGAGGAUGAGUGGCUGAUAAUUGUGAACAAACCCCGUGGAUUAUAUAGUGGCCAUGUGUUUGAAACCAUGCCAUCUCUGUGCAGCUCAAGUGGCGAAACCCCGCUGCAUUUACACAUGGCAAAUCGCCUCGAUCGUGACACAAGUGGAAUAAUGAUCAUCACUAAAUGCAAAGUAGCCGCUGCCAACCUCACUCGUUCUUACAUGAAUCGUAAGGUUCACAAGACAUACAUUGCUCAGUGUGCCCAGUCACAACCCACGUGGAGAAAGUCGAGGAUUGAAUCGGGACACGGCAGGUCCAGAUAUGGUGCCUGGCAUGUUUAUGCUAAACACGAUAUCGGCAGGCGUCUUCCUGUCAAAACUGAAACGGUUCGAGAAAUGAUCACUAGAUUAGAAAUUGUUUCAGGCCCUGAUUCGCUGAGAUGGGAUAAUGAACUUUCGGUUGAACACGACUGUCUAGAGGUCAUCGUUGGGAGUGAAGAUGAGGUGAGGCUUGUGAGUAAUGAGGUUACAAAGAGGUGCUCAGACGUUGACGAGGAGGUAACUUUGGUGCGUGCAUUUCCAGAGACUGGAAGAACUCAUCAGAUUCGAUUACAUUGCCAAUAUUUAGGUCUGCCUUUAUGCGGAGAUGUGAAGUAUGGAGGCCCUCUUUUCUGGCAGAGUGUACAUUAUGAUUCACAUACGUUGCACGCAGAGAGUCUUGCUCUCAGGCAUCCUAUGACAAACCAACUGCUUCAGGUGGUCGCUCCUUAUCCAAGCUGGGCAGUUCAAUUGGGAGUGAAGCCAUUCGAGCACAAGACGUGCUUAGAAUAAUCGUACAUUAGAACAUGGCAACCACUGUUUACCCUAGAUAAUCAACACUCUGAGAUGAUAUUAGGUUUUAGCCAUUUUGUUUGUAGAUGAGUAAAGUGGUUUUUUCAUGAUUUAUCUUAAAAACAAGGUAUUCUUUUAUUGGACUGCAUCAUUUAAGAAGCCAAAGAUAUAAUAUCACAAGUUACAACAUUUUUGUACAAAGAAAAAAUGACAAUUUAUUUGGCA